Vigna unguiculata (cowpea) is the source of this 804-nucleotide messenger RNA. Its product is annotated as Toll-Interleukin-Resistance (TIR) domain family protein. Gene Ontology annotation, biological process: signal transduction. The record is from RefSeq and is a predicted model, not a curated record. NCBI's taxonomy places the organism in Eukaryota, Viridiplantae, Streptophyta, Magnoliopsida, Fabales, Fabaceae.
ACACUAAUCACAAAGACAAAAACAAAAUAUUUUCUUGCUGAAGCCAUGCAACAUUUGCCAGCCACGUUGUGCCGCAAACUGGCUCGUCCAGCAUGCGAUGUGUUCAUAAACCACCGUGGCAUCGACACCAAGAGGAACAUCGCGGGGUUGCUCUACGACAGUUUGACUAGGAUGGAAGUGCGGUCGUUUUUGGACAGCAUGAACAUGAAACCUGGGGAUAGGUUGUUCGAUCACAUCGACAGGGCCAUUCUAGGGUGCAAAGUGGGUGUUACGGUGUUUUCGCCACGUUACUGCGACUCCUAUUUUUGUCUCCAUGAACUCGCUCUUCUCAUGGAGUCAAAGAAAAGGGUUGUGCCAAUCUUCUACGAUGUGAAACCUUCGCAGCUUGUGGUCAAGGACAACGGAACUUGUCCCUCUAAACACCUUCAGAGAUUCUCUUUGGCACUCGAGGAAGCUAAAUACACUGUUGGAUUGACCUUUGAUUCUUUGAAAGGGGACUGGUCGGAGAUAUUAAGGGAUGCUUCAGAUGCAGUGAUGAUGAACUUGCUGGAGGUAGAAGAAGAGCGAAAAAAUUUGAAGAGAAAACCGUGAAUACUAUCUUUUUUUUAUAGAAUUAAUACUGAACAUUACAAUAGUAAUAAGUUCUUUUUGUUUUUUCUUUGGCCUGUAUGUGCUCUCAAAUGAGAUCCAUAUAGUCCUCUAACAUCAAUCGAUUUAUGCCCUAAAUUAAUCAGCUUAAUUGAUUGGUUUAGGCGACAACAAUUUCCAUUUAUUUUUAAUUUUUUUAACAAAUAUGUUGCAAGU